Gossypium arboreum is the source of this 1006-nucleotide messenger RNA. RefSeq names its product F-box protein SKIP5. The transcript has 5 exons. Bases 144 to 956 code for a protein of 270 amino acids. NCBI's taxonomy places the organism in Eukaryota, Viridiplantae, Streptophyta, Magnoliopsida, Malvales, Malvaceae. Gene Ontology annotation, molecular function: protein binding. The record is from RefSeq and is a predicted model, not a curated record.
GUUUAAUUAAGCAGUUUAACUCAACUCAAAGAACCAACCGAAGUACAAACUGGGGUCUGACUGUCGUGUCGGUUUAUUGUUCAUUGCAUACCAUAGUUAAUAUCUUAGAAAAAAAAUUUCUUUUCGUAAGGCAAAGGCCGGCCAUGGAGGUAGAAGAGCUAGAGAAGAGAAAGUCCAGAAAGAUUCCGUCUUCUUCUCCUUCUUCUCCUUCUUCAGCUCUUAUAAAUAACCUUGAUGAUGGCUGCCUUAUGCAUAUUUUCAGCUUCUUAUCUCCCAUUCCAGAUCGGUAUAACACCGCCCUCGUUUGCCACAGAUGGUGUUAUUUGGCAUGUCACCCUCGACUGUGGCUGCGAGUCGAUAGAUCCGUUCAGGAUUUUUCUGAACCUGGUGUUUUCCCCAAUAUUGAAGAAGCUGUGUCUGCAGCUAGACCUGGCGACACUAUUUUAAUUGCAGCUGGCGGCAGUCAUCUUGCCUCUAAUAUUCAGAUUAAAAAACCUCUCUGCCUGAUCGGCGGAGGUGAGCUUCCUGAUGAAACAAAUGUCAUCUGUUUGCGAGGUUCAGACAGAGAGAAACAACCUGCACGUUUGUGCUGUUCGUUUUGGUGGAGCAGUGCAUUGGAGUUUCUAUCAACCUGCAAGCUGACAAACUUAACGGUGAAGGCGGAGCUAGGUUGCUGCUUGCUUCAUAGGAGUGGAAGGCUAAUUAUAGAUGAAUGCAUACUUCAGUGUGAAUCAAACCCGUUGGACUAUCUGUCAUGCCCGAUCGUGAGUACAGCCGGAAGUGGGGUGUUUCCCUCCAACCUGAAGAGUGAUGGUGAUAGCAUUUCUGUAUCGCACACUCGGAUUGAAGGAGGUGCAAAGGCUGUUUUGACGAGUGGAGAUCUAGCACUACAGCAAGUUCGUGUCAUUUAUGCUCGAACUUGUCUCUAUUUCUGGUUCGACGUUGAUUGUAGAUAAUUGGAUUAGGGAAUUCAAUUUAAUUCCUGAAUGUUGUUUUGUUUUCUGUA